This is a messenger RNA of Batrachochytrium dendrobatidis JAM81, 1416 nucleotides long. RefSeq lists its product as uncharacterized. Gene Ontology annotation, molecular function: D-glucose binding; glucokinase activity; fructokinase activity. Gene Ontology annotation, cellular component: mitochondrion; cytosol. Lineage: Eukaryota; Fungi; Chytridiomycota; Chytridiomycetes; Rhizophydiales. Bases 1 to 1416 code for a protein of 471 amino acids. The record is from RefSeq and is a predicted model, not a curated record. Gene Ontology annotation, biological process: glycolytic process; carbohydrate phosphorylation; intracellular glucose homeostasis. The transcript is spliced from 3 exons.
AUGGAAUCUGGCGGAAAUUUGAAAGGCUAUGCUUCCUCAGCUGCGGGAACAGACGCCCUAUUUUCUCAAAUAUGUGCUGAGCUUACUUUGUCAACCCAAUCGCUCAGUAUGAUUGUUGCUGCUAUGGUAAAAUCAUUCAAAGCAGGCUUGGCCGAAGAUGGCCAAGGACUCCCCAUGAUUCCAUCCCAUGUGGUCAAUCGACCCAAUGGCACUGAGACUGGCACUGUACUUGCAUUGGAUCUAGGCGGCUCAAAUUUUCGCGUAUGUCUUGUUACUAUGAAUGGAAAUGGUGGUACACGCAUGGUACAGCGCAAAUACGUCAUUAGCCACGAUCUCAAAAAUCAUACAGGACUUGCCUUGUUUGAUUUCAUUGCCAAAUGUGUCGCAGAAUUUCUGGAUGAGCAAAAAGACCAUCUUAAGUUAGAAGGCUUGAAAGUAAAGAGAGAGUCUAGUGACUUAUCCAAAAGUAUAAAACUCGGAUUUACAUUUUCGUUUCCUGUUAAACAAACUGCUCUUGAUCAAGGUGAUUUAAUGUAUUGGAACAAAGGGUUUUCUGCCACUGGAGUAGUUGGUGUGGAUGUCGUCAAACUUCUCCAAAACGCUUUGGAUCGCAAUCAAAUUAAUGCGCACGUUACCGCUUUAGUCAAUGAUACAGUUGGCACUCUGAUCUCCCAUGCAUACACACGCCCAGAAACACAUAUUGGUGUGAUUUUUGGAACGGGUACAAAUGCUGCCUAUGUUGAGAAAAUCUCCGAAAUUGGUAAAUGGGGUGGUUUUAAUGAAGGAUCUGACGAGAUGAUCGUUAAUACCGAGUGGGGUGCGUUCAAUGAUGCAGAUAUGCCCAGAUCCAAAUACGAUAUACUCGUUGAUAAAAAUACUAGCAACCAUGGCAUUCAAAUAUUUGAAAAGAUGAUUUCUGGACUUUACCUUGGUGAAAUUGUUCGAUAUAUUCUUGUCGACUUUGUCACUGAUGGUGAGCUGUUUGAUGGAAAACUGUCCAAAAAGUUGGCCACACCAUAUGCUUUCGAGACUGCAUUCAUGUCUAGGAUUGAACGUGACCAUUCUGCGGAUCUACUCGAUGUCAAGCAACUUUUAUCGGAUCUCCUUGAUAUAAACAAUACAACUUCAAGAGACAGAAUGUUGAUUAAACAUGUAUGCGAAAUCGUAGGUACUCGUGCAGCUCGGCUAAGUGCAGCAGGAAUUGCUGCAAUUGUUACAAAAACCAAUCGUCUCAAUGGAUGCAUUGUUGCAAUUGAUGGCUCACUGUUUGGGCAAUACCCUCAUUUUGGAAGUCGUAUGCGUGAUGCUCUUCGCGAAAUCUUGGGAUUGAAUGCUGAAAAUAUUAUUCUGGAGCAAGCCCAUGAUGGAUCUGGACUUGGUGCUGCCUUGAUUGCUGUUACAUCGUCGCGAGAUUAA